Messenger RNA from Trachemys scripta elegans, 2585 nucleotides. RefSeq names its product praja ring finger ubiquitin ligase 2 (gene PJA2). The record is from RefSeq and is a predicted model, not a curated record. Lineage: Eukaryota; Metazoa; Chordata; Testudines; Emydidae.
GCCGGCUCUGGCGGUGUAGCGGGACGGGAUUGGCCUGGCUGGCUCUCGCUGAGGCCGUGUGGGGGCCCAGGCUUUGGUGCCGGGGCCCGGCCUGGAGGAGGCGGCAAUGGGUCAAGAAGCUGGCAAACCUGCCUGGCCCAAACCAGCCGGAGGAUAUCAGACCAUUACAGGGAGAAGAUAUGGAAGAAGACAUGCGUAUGUCAGUUUUAGACCAUCUUUGAUGAAUCAAGACAGAAAUUCAAGCCAACAGAAUGGAGAAUGUGAAGGAUUAGAAUUAGACAAUGUUCAAAAAGAGAAGUCUUUAUGUCCCAAUCCAUUGGUUCAAGUUUGUUCUGCUUUAUCAGAUGAACCUUCAUUACAGAAUGAUGGAUCUGAAGUUCCUGUUUGUAGAACUGUUUUGAGGCAAACUGUCGAAACAAACACAUCACCAUUUUCUCCAGUAUACUACCAUCAGGAAGGCAAUCAAACCUCAAGGAGCAGUAUGAAUCCUGAUAAAAUUCCUGAGGACUGUGCAGAGUAUACUUCUGGCGAGUGUAGUGAUCGGAAUAGUCAGAAUGGAAUUGCUUUUGUAAACAUUGACUCCUAUGAGCCAGAUAGCAGUGAUGGAGAGGAUGAUGGUGGACAAGUUGAUUUUUCGUUAGCAAAAGAGGAAGCAGGCUUAUUUCAGGAAACACUGGAUCACAUGCUUUCUGAGUUGGAGAAGGAGGUAGAGUCCUUCAAUGGCAUACAGUCACGAUUGUCUACUUUUAAUCAUAAUGCUUCCAGAGAAGUUUUUGAAGAACAAGGACCAGUGCCUUCAAUGAGAUAUUAUAGCAUAGACUCAGAUCUUGGCCAUCGAAAUAAUAGGACAUUUAAAAAAUCACCUGCUGAAGAGAAAGCUAUAGGAAAAAAUAACUUAAGUGGUAGUGCCAGUUGUGAAACACAACCGAGAAAAAUUAUAGCUGAUGUUGCUGUCAGGACCCCUGUAGGGAUUUGUAAUGAACUGAAUACCAGUGAUGGCAAGACUGACCAAGGAAAUUCACCUGAACUUGUAGUGAGACCUAAAGUUAGAAAACAAAAUGCUACAAACCCGUUGGAUAGAAAAAAACUUACUAGUGAUGACGAGGAGAAAAGCAGUACUAGAAGAAGGAGUGAAAUUUUCCAAGCCCAGCAAGGCACUGCAGAACAUGCCUUGAGAAAUAGCAAAGAAAAAAUGAAUUCCAGUAUGUUCUUUGACCCAAGAGACUACGAAGGUACUCAAAAGAAAACAGAAAAUGAUCUAAAAAGUAAUGUAACCGGCCAAGAAAGAACAUGUGUAGUAGAUGAUAGUGCUUUCUGGGAUGAAUUUGAAGAUUGCAGCAGGCAUUUACCUGGUUCAAACAAAGAUGAAGACAGUUCUGAAUGCAGUGAUGGGGAGUGGUCUGCAUGUUUGCCCUCCUAUUUUGCUGCUACAGAAAAAGACCAAUCCUCCAGCGAUGAAAGCUGGGAGACUCUGCCAGGCAGGGAGGAACGUGAACCUGAAGUGCAGAGCAACAGCAGUGGCCUAGAAGAGGAAAACACAGACUUCUGUUUCCAAGGCGGACUACUUGAUGAAUUUGGUGAUGGCCUAGGAGUUGCUCAAGCCAUUUCUUAUGUGGAUCCUCAGUUUCUCACAUAUAUGGCACUGGAGGAGCGUUUGGCACAGGCCAUGGAGACUGCUUUGGCACAUCUGGAGUCUCUUGCAGUUGAUGUUGAGCAAGCUCAUCCACCAGCCAGCAAAGAAAGCAUAGACUGUCUGCCACAGAUUAUUAUUACAGAAAAUCACAAUGCGGUUGGUCAGGAGCAGUGUUGUGCUAUCUGUUGCAGUGAGUAUGUGAAAGAUGAAAUAAUAACUGAGCUGCCCUGUCACCAUUUCUUUCACAAACCCUGUGUAACACUUUGGUUACAGAAGUCUGGAACAUGCCCAGUGUGUCGUCAUGUGCUUGCACCUGUACUCCCUGAAGCAGCAGCUGCUGCUACUUCCUUUCUCUCUGAUCAUGAUUCCCCUCCUUCAGUCCACAGUGCUGCAGGAACACAAUAAAAUUAACCUCUGGAAUGAGAUGUUGCCCCAGCAAACUAAAAAUGUAAAUUUCUUCUGUUUUAAUUACAAUGUGAAAACAAUUAUAUAUAAAAUAUAUUCUAUAUAAAUGCUAUAUAUAGUAUAUAUUUUAGUUUAGAAAGAGAAUGUAAGACUUUCUAAACUGUUUAGAUUUACAAUAAUAGCUAACAUUUUCAAACUGAAAGUUAGAAAAAUUUGCAUCAGUUUUCUGCAGUAGAACACUUUGCUGUUAACUGUAAUAUCUAAAGCUUGUAUUACGUUAAAUUUGUCAAAAGAAUGAUCAUUAAUGUGGCACUUUAUGUGUUCAAGUUCUUGCAACUGCAGUGCAGUUGGAGCUUAUUAAAGUUAUGCUUAUAACCUGUUUUACAUAAUAUAACUGAACAAUGUGGUUUUUUUGUUUUUGUCAAAGAUAGUGGCACCAAGUGACUUUGUAAUUGAUCUCUCAUAUUUGCAUCAAAUGUGAAGACGUUCUGUGAUCACAGCAGUAGUAAAAUUUGGUUUCACUGGAAAUAAACUGCAUAAUAAUAUA